This is a messenger RNA of Etheostoma spectabile (orangethroat darter), 2738 nucleotides long. RefSeq names its product craniofacial development protein 1 (gene cfdp1). Gene Ontology annotation, cellular component: Swr1 complex. Lineage: Eukaryota; Metazoa; Chordata; Actinopteri; Perciformes; Percidae. The coding region runs from base 320 to 1240 and encodes 306 amino acids. The transcript is spliced from 7 exons. The record is from RefSeq and is a predicted model, not a curated record.
UUUCUGAGCCUUUGAGCUUGCCGUCGCCGCCACAGGAAGUCCUUCAUGCAACAACAAAAAAACGCUACACUAGUACACCGUUUUCUACAUUUCGCACACUGGAUUAGAUUUUAUUUAUUACUGACUUAAAAGAGCAACACUUGUUCAGCUAUAUUUUUGUUAGUAAGGAGGCGUUUGAAGCCAGUCGGCGGACCGUUUGUAAUGUUGUGAGAGCAGUAUUUAAGCUAACGUUGGGAAGAAACACACAGGCGGCGGCGCCUUGUAGCGUUAGCCCAGUUCCUUUUCCUCUCUGAUGGUCUGAAGGCUCUCCCCCAAAACGAUGAACUACUCCGACUACGACUCUGACGGAUAUUCGUCUAAUGAAGACGCCGACUACGUCCCGUCAGAUGAUAACCUCAGCGAGGAUGACAUCAACGAGUGUGAAAAGGAGGAGCCCCUCCACGAGGGCGACGAUGUGCCGCACCCUGACAACGGCAGCAAGAAGAAGAGGAAGAAAAAGGACAUCAGCGUGAGAAAGAGGAAGAAAGGAGUUCUGAAAGUAGACGGGGAAGAGAAGGACGGCGGUGGAGCGGACGAAGCGCAGGCGGCGCAGGACGAGGUGCAACAACAAGUCCCCGGGGGACGGCAGGAGGACGAUGACAGCCAGAAGAAGAAAUCCGAUGACCUGUGGGCGAGUUUCCUGUCCGACGUUGGAUCCAGACCCAAAGACCCCCCACCUGCCUCGCAGUCCACCACCGCACCAAAGGAUGAAUCCUCAGUAUUGAAGGUUGCUCCUUUGAGUUCAGAAACAAAAGCAUCAGAGCCUUCUAAAGUCACCAUCACACAAGUGUUUGACUUCGCUGGAGAAGAAGUUAGGGUGGAAAAAGUGGUGUCAGCAGACUCCAGGGAAGCUAAGAGUUAUCUGAAGAGCCAGAGCACCAAACGGGAGGGAUGUGGAGACGAGACGGAGAAGGCCUCAUCACCCCAACAACCACCUCCUCCUGGCCCCAGUGCCAAGCGGCCGGCUGGCAUGUCGGGCAUCCUGGGUCGCAUCGGGGCGAAGAAACAGAAGAUGAGCACGCUGGAGAAGUCUAAGAUGGACUGGGAUGCCUUUAAAUCAGAGGAGGGCAUCACCGAGGAGCUGGCCAUCCACAACAGAGGCAGAGAGGGGUAUGUGGAGCGGAAGAACUUCUUGGAGCGUGUCGACCACCGCCAGUUUGAGAUAGAAAAAGCAGUGCGACAGAGCAACAUCAAACAAUGACACAGACUGUCGACACACACACACACCACACACACACACACACACACACACACACACACACACACACACACACACUGGAACAGAUGUUUAGACUCCUGUAUCUCUCUCCCUCUCUAAUGACUGCUGAGGCUCCAGUCUAUUCCAGGACGGGGUAUUAAUAGGCUGAGUUUGUGAUGCGAUGGGGUGUUGAGUGUUCCUGUACUUCCAUCCUUUGGAGAACCAAUUAGACUUUCAAACCUUCACACUAAGGGCAUUUUGGGGGAAGUGAGGUCACUCUUGCCUGUCCUACUUCCUGACAGACUGGCUGGUCUAGGAGCAGGACUUAGUUUCAGGUUUAAAGAAUAAUUCCGGUUUGUACCCACUAACUUUUUUUACUUUGAGAAAUCAUGUUUGUCCUCUCUCGGUUUCGUUCGCUUUAACAACUGUUGCUAUGCAGAAGAAUGCAGUCAGCGCUGUUCAACCAGCCUUCUGGAAAAUUCUGAACUCAAGAACCGAGCCUCACACCACACGCUGGAUUGAUCCCAAACAGAACCAAAAAUUAAAAGUGAAAAUAAAAUAGUUAUUGUUAAAUUAAUCCAGUGAGGUCUACAAAGCUGCUUGGCUAAAGAAUUUGAGGUACUCUAGGUAUCUAAUGUUGAUGAAAACCCCUGUCGUUUUGGUCCCGGUCGACUGACAUUUCUUUAGUCCGUUAGUCUUUUUUUACGCUUAUUCAUGCUAAAUGCAAAGCAUUCAAGUGGUGCAUGACUCUUUGUAGAGAAACUCAACUAAUAUACUAAUGUGUUUUAAGAGAGUUGAUUGAUUUGAAAUGUCGUUAGUCGAGGACAGCCCUAGAAAGAAAACUGUUUCAGCAGCGUCACGUUAUUUGCAGCAUUGUUCGAGUCAGGAGCCUUUAAUGUGCAUCAACUUUUUGGAAAUACUCCGACUGAUAGUCCCCUAACAUGCCCCCCACACACAUCAUGAUGCUGAUGGGCUAGAAAGAGCCCAGGGGUGCCCUUUGAAAACAUCAUAAGAUAGUUUAAAACGGAUAGAGACAAGAUGCUGGGAGUGGGGGCUCCUCCUAAAGACAGCCAAGGUAAAAUAGGUCCUUGUGCCAUUGUUGGUGGGAUUUGUCAUUGUUUCAGUGUUUAAUAUUGUUUUCUAAGCUUUUUGUGGUGUUGGAAAAUAACAGUUGAUGCCAUUUACAUUGGAACAUUCUCAUAUGUUUGAAAGCACCACUGAAACCCCCUGCUGACCACUGGGGAUAGGCCAACAUGUGUGCAUGCGUUCAGGUGAAGGCUUCCUGGGGUCACGCCGGUCCGUAGAAGAUGAAUCAGUCAGACUGCGUCUUCUCUGUCAUGUCAAAGGGGGACCGCGCUGACCCCCGAUCGGUCCGGGCUGGGAACCAUCACAAGGACAAAGACAGGCGGAGUGGUGAGGAACGGGGAGAUUUGAUGUCUUGUUAGUUUGACUGUUUAUUCAUGUAAAUAUUAGAUAUUCAAUAAACAAACGGAUGGUUUUA